Molecule: messenger RNA, 978 nt
Organism: Zea mays
Lineage: Eukaryota; Viridiplantae; Streptophyta; Magnoliopsida; Poales; Poaceae
Exons: 1
Coding region: 46-648 (200 amino acids)
Biological process (GO): regulation of DNA-templated transcription
Source: RefSeq, marked validated
ACGUCCAAAAACCAACCAAAGCACACACACACUCUGCCGGCCACCAUGCCCUCCUCUGCCUCCGCUGACGCCGAGGGCGCCCGCAGCAAACGCAAAAGAGGCUCGUCGGCCGCAUGCGCAUCCGACGGCAGCGACCAGCAGGGCCCGUCGUCCCACUGGCUGACGCCGCGCGCGCAGCAGGCAUACUCCUCCAAGCUCCUCCAGGCGCUGCGCCUCGUGCGCGGCGGCACUGGCACACCCACCUGCUCCGCCUCCGCCCCGGCGGUGCGCGACGCGGCCUACCGCGCGCUGGCCGUGGCGGCGCGGGGUCGGUCGCGCUGGAGCCGCGCCAUCCUGGCACGCAGCCGCCGGCGCCGGGCGCUCCUCCGCGCGCGCCGACCGCCGCCCCCGACGCCAAGGCACCGUCAGCGGCGGCAUCAGCAGCAGCAGGACGAGCGGCCGGCGGGAGGGCUGGCUGGCAGGGCCAAGGUGCUGGCGCGGUUGGUGCCAGGGUGCCGGAGCCUGUCGCUGCCCGCGCUCCUGGCCGAGGUGUCCGACUACGUCGCCGCACUGGAGAUGCAGGUGCGCGCCAUGGGCCAGCUCACGCACGACCUCGCGUCCUCGUCUUCCGCGCCGACGACGGCGUCAACGAUGAUUGCUCCGCCCUAGCUCGGCUCAGGCGCUCAGCUCCUUCUCUUGGAAUGGAUUUGGGUGGCAAUGGAAAUGGGAGAUGCCUGUACAUUUCAACUAGCUGUUAGAGUUGAUCGAUCGAUUUUGCUUGGCUUUUUUUGGAUUGGUUUUGGACAAUAUUUGAUUUGAUCUGUCUCUUGCUUUGCUUAAACUGUAAGGUCUCCUUUGGUCUUGUUAUCAUUUGCUAAGACUGGCGCUAAAGAAGUCGUGUAAGCUGAAUGUGAAGUCGUGUAAGCUGAAUGUGAAAUGAUGCUUCACAAGUGUAAACGUGUGCGAUGUUUGAAUGCAAAAGCAAGCAAGUAACCAAAA